AUGGCAGAUUUUGAAACCCCAGAACUUACCACGCUCCGCGUCUUGGUAUCUCUUAAGGAGGCUGCACGCGUCAUUGGCUCCCAAGGAGUCAGCAUUCAAAAAAUUAGAGAGUCUAACAACGUCAAAAUUGGGAUAUCUCCGCACGAAAGAGGAUGCUCAGACAGAAUUCUAAGCUGUACCGGUUCCGCACAAGCUGCUUCCAGUGCUGUCAGCGACGUAGUGGAGAUCCUCAACGAAGAAGACGGGCUGCCCGAGGAACACUCCUACAAGCCCCUAAACUUCAUUUUACCCGUUCCAACUGCAACGGAGAUCCAGGAUCCGGAGUCUUCAAAAAGAAUUGGGAAUUUAAGACUGAUCGUGUCGAACUCGCAGGUCUCGUCGAUUAUCGGAGCACAAGGGUCGCGUAUAAAAUCGCUGAUCGAAAAACACGGCGUUAAGGUCGUGGCAUCGAAAAAUUUCCUUCCCGAUUCACAAGACCGGAUAGUCGAAAUUCAAGGCUUCCCAGGAUCCAUUGCGGCGUGUCUGCUCGACAUAAGCGAUAUCUUGGCUCGCGAAACGAAGCCUACAAAUGAAAAACAGUAUUAUCCACAUACCAAGAGCCAAGAAGAGGGCUCUGUCACCAAAGACGUGGCUAUACCUGUCGAGUUUGUCGGUGCACUACUGGGACGCGGCGGAAACCGUGUUUCCAGUCUGCGCAAAUAUACCAAGACCAAGGUCAUAGUGAGCGACGAGCCCAACGAGGACAACAGCCGUAUUUUUACGAUCACCGGCAAUAAUCAAAACAGCGUUAAAUUGGCAGAAACCAUGCUACUCAAGAAUCUCGAGACUGAGAAGCAGAGGCGUGAGGAGAAAGAAUGA
Messenger RNA from Lachancea lanzarotensis, 858 nucleotides. RefSeq names its product LALA0S09e03356g1_1 (gene HEK2). NCBI's taxonomy places the organism in Eukaryota, Fungi, Ascomycota, Saccharomycetes, Saccharomycetales, Saccharomycetaceae. The transcript has a single exon. Bases 1 to 858 code for a protein of 285 amino acids. The record is from RefSeq and is a predicted model, not a curated record. Gene Ontology annotation, biological process: 3'-UTR-mediated mRNA stabilization. Gene Ontology annotation, cellular component: cytoplasm; nucleus. Gene Ontology annotation, molecular function: mRNA 3'-UTR AU-rich region binding.